Molecule: messenger RNA, 525 nt
Organism: Striga hermonthica
Lineage: Eukaryota; Viridiplantae; Streptophyta; Magnoliopsida; Lamiales; Orobanchaceae
Source: the annotation of a GenBank genome assembly
AUGAUGAUGGAGAAUACGUGCGAUGGCAUAUUGCUGUCGUUGGAUUCACAGAAAUCGGUGCCGGCGCCGUUUCUGACGAAGACGUACCAGCUGGUCGACGAUCCCUCCACCGACCAUAUAGUCUCCUGGGGGGACGACAACUCCACCUUCGUCGUGUGGCGGCCGCCGGAGUUUGCUCGCGACCUUCUCCCGAAUUAUUUCAAGCACAAUAACUUCUCGAGCUUUGGUUUCAGGAAGAUCGUGCCGGACAGGUGGGAGUUCGCGAACGAGUAUUUUAAGAAGGGGGAAAAGCACCUCCUCUGCGAGAUCCACCGCCGGAAGACCGCCCAGCCGCCCCUCCCCAGCCCCACCGGAGCCGGAGUACAGUACCCUUACUUCUCCUUCCCCACCACCCGCGUCAGCAUCUCGCCGCCCGACUCCGACGACCACUGGUGCGACUCUCCUCCUCCACCGCCGCCUCCCAAUCCCAUGUCCACCACCGCCGCCGCCGCGUCCCUGACGGCCCUUGCGAGACUUGGCACGUGA